AUGGAUACUCUCUUUUCUUCCAAAUUUUUGUUUUGUGGCUUCUUUUUCUUCUUUGUUUCACUUGAUUGUAUCUUAUGUACUGAUAAAAAGCUUUUCCAAGAUGGUCUCGGAAACUACUUCCAACUUGCUCUCCCUGGAGUCGUUGGACCAGAAAGCAUUGCCUUUGAUUGCAAUGGCAAAGGGCCAUAUGUUAGCGUCUCGGAUGGCAGGAUCCUGAAAUGGCAAGGAGCUAAUCCUGGCUGGACAGAAUUUGCUGUCUCUUCACCUCAAAGGGAUAGACAGAUGUGUGAUGGCUCAACAAACAUCGAACUGGAACCAGUGUGUGGAAGACCACUAGGCAUCAAAUUCAACCCUGCAACUUGUGAUCUCUACAUUGCAGAUGCCUACUAUGGGCUCCUAGCAGUAGGACCAAACGGUGGGGUGGCCACACAACUUGCUGCGUCAGCUGAGGGAGUCCCCUUCAGAUUCAUGAACGCUUUGGAUAUCGAUUCCGAAACAGGAGUAGUUUAUUUCACAGACAGUAGCAUUUAUUUCCAAAGAAGGGAAUAUUUGCUGGCAAUCAUAAACGCUGAUAAAACUGGAAGAUUAAUGAAAUAUGAUCCAAAACGCAAAAAAGUGACAGUACUGCUCAAAGGCUUAGCGUUUCCAAAUGGAGUGGCCCUAAGCAAGGACAAUUCAUUUCUUCUAGUUGCCGAAUCAGGUACAAUGCGAAUAUUGAAGUUUUCCCUUGUGGGUUAUGAAAUACAAGGACAAGAAACUUUUAUUCAACUCGGAAGAUUCCCUGAUAACAUCAAGAGGACUGCUGAUGGAGAAUUUUGGGUUGCACUAAAUACUGGAAGAGGAAGGAUUCGAAGAUUGGAUGCCACAAAACUACAACAGGAAACUGCUAUCCAUUGGUUUGUGGAUGAUCCUGUAGCAGUUAAACUUACUGCAGGUGGUAAAGUGGUUAAUAUAUUGAAUGGAAAUGGUGGCAAUGCUCUUGAUUCUGUUAGCGAAGUUGAAGAAUAUAGAGGCCUUUUGUGGAUAGGAUCUUCCAUGAAGCCUUAUGUUGGUUGCAUCAAGAAUCAAAAUUAA
This is a messenger RNA of Dovyalis caffra, 1074 nucleotides long. NCBI's taxonomy places the organism in Eukaryota, Viridiplantae, Streptophyta, Magnoliopsida, Malpighiales, Salicaceae. The record is from the annotation of a GenBank genome assembly.